GGACUUGAUAUUCCCCAAGUUGGGCUUGUGAUUAAUUAUGAUGUGCCAAUGGAGGCUAAGAGUUAUAUGCACCGUGUAGGCCGGACGGCGCGCGCUGGUCGCACUGGUUGUGCCAUCACUCUACUCACGCAGUACUCAGCUCUCUUCUUCACCAGUGAAAUUGAGACACAUCUGCUAAAGGAGGGUGGCCACGAAAGAGCCCUUUUGCUCCCCUUAGUCGAGCCAAACAGCGACCAGGACAAGGCUCUCGAAGCUGCUGUCGAACAUAUUCUUCUCGAUGUCAAUCAGGCUGGAGCUCUGGCUAGCAAAGUGAGGCUUGUCGGAGGACCAUGA
Protopolystoma xenopodis is the source of this 333-nucleotide messenger RNA. Lineage: Eukaryota; Metazoa; Platyhelminthes; Monogenea; Polystomatidea; Polystomatidae. The record is from the annotation of a GenBank genome assembly.